This is a messenger RNA of Coregonus clupeaformis (lake whitefish), 2646 nucleotides long. RefSeq names its product S-adenosylhomocysteine hydrolase-like protein 1. Lineage: Eukaryota; Metazoa; Chordata; Actinopteri; Salmoniformes; Salmonidae. The coding region runs from base 328 to 1995 and encodes 555 amino acids. The transcript has 17 exons. The record is from RefSeq and is a predicted model, not a curated record. Gene Ontology annotation, biological process: L-methionine cycle. Gene Ontology annotation, cellular component: cytosol.
ACAAACCGCCCACUUCGGAUGCUGAGCUUGUGACUGAGUGACAACCGACUGUAACUGGUAAACCGGCCGAUGACCGAAAAGAAAAGUAGGCUACACACUCCACGCUGCUCAGUGCUUACACGCUAGCUACUAAUAUUCAGGAUAGUACAAGGUCCAUCUCUUGAUUUUGCGCUCAGCGGACUGUUUCGGAAAGCAACGUAAGCUCACCGGACAACGAGAAGAGAGCAGUGCGUGACAGCAGAGAGAGGACUAGCCUACACAGUUGCCUACCAAGUCGGACAUCAUCACAAUUCUCAACCAAGAGGUCUGAAUCACUUGAAUGCGAAGAUGACAGACGCGGUCGUGGACGGCAAAUUGGAGGCGGUGAAACAGGCAACGAAAUAUGUGAAAGAGACCGAGAACGUCGCGGAAAAAUAUUCUGCGAUGACCGUUAGCAAGAACAGCGACAUGAACAUGAAUGUUGGUGAAUUGCAGUCGGCCGCAUUCACUGCGGUGCCAACUCUCAAAUCUGUCAAGAAGAUCCAGUUUGCUAACGCAGAGGAUAAACAGGAGUUUCAGAAGUACCCCACUAAGGCCGGCCGGCGCUCCCUCUCUCGCUCCAUCUCCCAGUCCUCAACAGAUAGCUACAGCUCAGCUGCGUCCUACUCCGACAGCUCAGACGAUGACACCCCUCCUCGGGACAAAGCCCAGACCAACUCCAAGGGCAGCAGCGACUUCUGCGUUAAGAACGUCAAACAGGCGGAGUUCGGCAGACGGGAGAUCGAGAUAGCAGCGCAAGAUAUGUCAGCUUUGAUCUCCCUGAGGAAGAGAGCCCAGGGGGAGAAGCCUCUAGCUGGGGCGAAGAUAGUGGGCUGCACCCACAUCACAGCUCAGACUGCAGUUCUGAUUGAAACCCUGGUAGCUCUUGGAGCUCAGUGUCGUUGGACAGCCUGUAACAUCUACUCUACUCAGAACGAGGUGGCUGCUGCCCUGGCAGAGACUGGUGUGCCUGUGUUUGCGUGGAAGGGCGAGUCAGAGGAUGACUUCUGGUGGUGCAUCGAUCGCUGUGUCAACACGGAAGGCUGGCAGGCCAACAUGAUCCUCGAUGACGGAGGGGAUCUGACCCACUGGGUUUAUAAGAAGUACCCCAGCGUGUUCAAGAAGGCUCAGGGCAUCGUGGAGGAGAGUGUCACUGGGGUCCACAGGUUGUACCAGCUGUCCAAGGCAGGCAAGCUGUGUGUCCCGGCCAUGAACGUGAACGACUCUGUUACCAAGCAGAAGUUUGACAACCUCUACUGCUGCAGAGAGUCCAUCCUGGACGGCUUGAAGAGGACCACUGAUGUGAUGUUUGGAGGGAAACAGGUGGUGGUGUGCGGUUAUGGAGAGGUGGGGAAGGGUUGCUGUUCUGCUCUGAAGGCCCUGGGUGCCAUCGUCUGCAUCACAGAGAUAGACCCCAUCUGUGCCCUGCAGGGCUGCAUGGAUGGGUUCAGGGUGGUGAAGCUGAAUGAAGUCAUUCGUCAGAUGGACGUGGUGAUAACCUGCGCAGGCAAUAAGAACGUGGUGACCAGAGAGCAACUGGACCGGAUGAAGAACGGAUGUAUAGUCUGCAACAUGGGACAUUCCAAUACUGAGAUUGAUGUGGCCAGCCUGCGGAGCCCGGAGCUCACCUGGGAGAGGGUGCGUUCUCAGGUGGACCAUGUGAUCUGGCCUGACGGCAAGAGGGUCGUCCUGCUGGCUGAGGGUCGUCUGUUGAAUCUGAGCUGUUCUACAGUACCUACGUUUGUCCUGUCUAUCACAGCCACUACUCAGGCUCUGGCUCUGAUUGAGCUGUUCAACGCUCCGGAGGGACGCUACAAACAGGACGUCUAUCUGCUGCCUAAGAAGAUGGAUGAGUACGUGGCCAGCUUGCAUCUGUCCAACUUUGACACACACCUGACAGAGCUGUCUGAUGAGCAGGCUAAGUACAUGGGCCUGAACAAGAACGGCCCCUUCAAACCCAACUACUACAGGUAUUGACAGGACAAUGCACUGACCUGCAACCAACAUCCGGGGGGAAAAAAACAAGAUCAUUUCUCUUUUAUUUUCUAAAUUGUAACAAAAGGGAAGAAAGAAGAAUUAUUUUUGCUUUUAUGCUGAAUAUAAAACUGUAUUAUUAACACUGUCAGUAAUAAUUAUAAUUAUAAUAACAUAAUAACAUAACAUUGAAAUAAUAUCUAACUUGUCUGUCAGGUAUCUGAAUCAAUUCAUGCAUUUCAAGCAUAUGAAACAAGACCAAGUGUAUUCCAAAUGGCACCCCACUCCCUAUGUAAAUGGGACCCUAUUCCCUAUGUAGUGCACUACUUUUGACCAGAGCCCUAUAGGCCAUGGUCAAAAGUAGUGCACUACAUAGGUAAUAGGGUGCCAUUUGGGACACAUCACAAGAGAAGUAACCAUUAAAAAAAAAUGUCAUUCAUAUAUUUUAAAAUAGUCUGCUUUUAUCUUUAAGAUUAUUCAUUUUGUUGCUAAUGCUAAUUGUUGCUAAAUCACAAUGUUUAUCACUGGCGGCUGGUGGCAGGAGCUAUAGGAGGAGGGGCUCAUUGUAAUGGCUGGAACAGAAUAAAUGGUAUGGUAUCAACACAUCAAUCAUAUGGAAACCACGUUUGACACCGUUCCAUUAAUUCCAUUCCA